AUGUUGAUUCCAAAUGUGUUCUCAAAAACUAUCGCGGAUGUCUGGGAAAAAGUUACGGACCCUCAAAUCACAUUCGCCUCUCUUUUCUCACGGCGAACGGUCGGUCCUUCAUUGCUCUCUCUUCAUCUUCCCGUCUUCCCUAUGGCGCCUACCAAAAGAUUGAAGCUUUCGCCUUCUAUCGCUCCUAUCCGGGCUCGAUACUCAGCUAAGGACCAAAUCGCCGAUGUCCUUAAACAACUCGCCGCUACUAACAAGACUGUUGCCAAUUUGGUCACUUCGGUUGCUGCCAUUGCUCAUUCUCUCGCAGUUCUUCAAACCUCUCUGGCGUCUCAUGGCUCUUCUGCCCCUGGUCCGCGUCCUCCUUCCAACGCCAACGCUCCUUCUACCUCCGGUUCCUAUGCUGCUGCCGCUUCCACUUCUGGCUCAUCUACGACUUCACCUCUUGUCCUUGGUUCUUUGGUUGGUCCGCUGUCGUCUUCCGUUGGUCCGUUAGCGUCUUCCGUUGGCCAGCCGUCGGUCCAAACGUGUUCCACAAGCGUUUGGACUCGUCCGAAUCCUAAUCGAGAUGUCCAUGCUCUAGCUCAAGAGCCGCCGUCGUUGCCGCGUUUGAAUUUUGUUUCUGACAAUUCCAGUUUUUCUGAACUUGCUGCUUUACCUGAUGAAGCCUUAUAUUCUAUGAUUAACCGACUUUCCAUGACUGAAACUUACGUGUCUAAAUCUUUCUCAGCUGUUUUAGAGAAAUUGGAAGAUUCUGGUGAUUCGAGCCAAGAUCCUAAGGAUCUUCAACUUAUUAACUCUAUUUGCUCUCAAAUCGGCCUGCCUCUUCCAGUUUCUGUUCACAGACAUGAUUGCAAAUCUCUCCCCCGUCCGUUAAAAAUCAAGUUUUGUUCUACUGAUAAUCGUAACCAGUUUAUUUUCAAAUGCCGUCGUGCCAUUUUCGCCAUUUAUCAAAACCAACCUGCUCCUUAUUUUCGUGUUCGCCGUGACUUGACUCUACCUGAACUUGUGCUUCUCAGACGUGUCCGACAUCGUGUAUAUUUAUUGAAUCUUGAAAAACCGAACUCUUUUUAUGUUCGUGAUUUGUCCAUUGCAAGAAAAAGUUUCUAUUCUGGCUCCAGAACUCGGUCUCCUCCUAACUCUAAUCCUGUCAAUGCUAAUGCUAAUUGUAUUUCUGUCAAUCAUACUAAUUAUUCAGUUAACAAUAUAACUCCUGUAAAUUCUCUUCCUAUUUCUGUGAAUAAUUCUCCUCCUUCUGCUUUUGACACUUACAUGGCGUCUCCAACUCCUCAUGUUUGA
Messenger RNA from Caenorhabditis auriculariae, 1296 nucleotides. The record is from the annotation of a GenBank genome assembly. NCBI's taxonomy places the organism in Eukaryota, Metazoa, Nematoda, Chromadorea, Rhabditida, Rhabditidae.